AUGGUAUUAGAAGCUACUGUACUAGUUGUUGACAACUCUGAAUACUCCAGAAAUGGUGAUUUUCCAAGAACCAGAUUUGAAGCUCAGGUAGAUGCUGUCGAGUUUCUAUUUCAAAAUAAAAGAAAUGAAAACCCUGAAAAUAAUGUUGGUUUAAUAGCAGCAGCAGGUGAUAAUCCUGUUGUAUUGUCCACAUUCACAUCAGAAUUUGGUAAAAUAUUGGCAGGAUUACACGAAAUUACAAUUGGUGGUUCUAUCCACUUAGGUACAGCAAUCCGUAUAGCUGAUUUAACUUUAAAGCAUCGUCAAAAUAAACAUCAACGAGAGAGAAUCGUCGUGUUUGUAUGUAGUCCAAUCUUAGAUACAAAAGAAGAAUUAGUAAAAUUAGGUAAGAAACUAAGGAAAAAUGGUGUUACCGUUGAUAUCAUUAACUUUGGAGAAAUCGAACAAAACACAGAAAUAUUAGAAGCAUUUUUUGAAGCAGCAGGAGAACCUACUGCAACAGAAGGUUGUCAUUUAGUUACUUUAAAACCAGGCCCAAGAUUGCUGUAUGAACAAAUUGCCACGUCGUCAAUCAUAUUAGGCAACAACCACACAGGUGACGCCAAUGAUUUCAAUGACGUUAACAUGGGCGGUGAGAGUGCAUUUAUGGAUUUCGGUGUAGAUCCAUCAAUGGAUCCAGAAUUAGCGAUGGCUUUACGUCUAUCUAUGGAGGAAGAACAACAAAGACAAGAAAGAUUAAGACAGCAAGAGCAACAACAGCAAGAGCAAAGUAAUGGCAAUAAUGAAUCUGAGACUAAAUAG
Molecule: messenger RNA, 801 nt
Organism: Maudiozyma barnettii
Lineage: Eukaryota; Fungi; Ascomycota; Saccharomycetes; Saccharomycetales; Saccharomycetaceae
Gene: RPN10
Product: proteasome regulatory particle base subunit RPN10
Exons: 1
Coding region: 1-801 (266 amino acids)
Biological process (GO): proteasome-mediated ubiquitin-dependent protein catabolic process
Cellular component (GO): proteasome regulatory particle, base subcomplex; nucleus; cytosol
Molecular function (GO): polyubiquitin modification-dependent protein binding
Source: RefSeq, a predicted model, not a curated record